Messenger RNA from Scylla paramamosain (green mud crab), 3999 nucleotides. Its product is annotated as basic proline-rich protein-like. The record is from RefSeq and is a predicted model, not a curated record. NCBI's taxonomy places the organism in Eukaryota, Metazoa, Arthropoda, Malacostraca, Decapoda, Portunidae. Bases 1625 to 3715 code for a protein of 696 amino acids. The transcript has 5 exons.
UUCGUGGCCCAGUGGGUAGAGUGAUGAACUUUAAGAUUGGCGUGAGGGAAGCGUGGGUUCGAACCCCACUCGGAACUUACAAAAAACUUCAAAGAGUAUCCACUCCACCACCAUGUGUGCCUAAAAAACACACAGUAUGGUGGUGGAGUUGCCCAGGGGAGAGCUGCCCUCCCCACCCCUUCUCCCUCCCUGGGAACUACAAGGACCACCAAACUGACUCACUCAAGUAGGUUAACAAUAGGCUAGGAUAGGUUAGCAUAGGAUAGGAUAGGACAGAGUCAGUUUGUAAUGGUCCAUGUAGAGAACAGGGUAAGGAGGAGGAAGCACCACCACCAGCAGAGGAAGAAGACCAGCUGCACCAGCAGAUGAAGAAGAAGAAGAAGGACCACCAGCAGCAGAGGAAGAAGGACCACCAACAGCAGCAGCAAAGGAAGAAGAAGGACCACCACCACCAGCAGAGGAAGAAGGACCACUACCACCACCACCAGCAGAGGAAGAAGAAGGACAACCACCACCAGCAGAGGAAGAAGAAGGACCACCAGCAGAGGAAGAAGGACCACUACCACCACCACCACCACCAGCAGAGGAAGAAGGACCACCAGCAGCAGCAGUAGAGGAAGAAGAAGGACCACCACCACCAUCAGGAAGUUUCAGCAGGGGAAGAAGACCAGCAGCAGCAGCAGAGGAAAAGGAAGAAGGACCACCACCACCAGCAGCAGAGGAAGAGGAAGAAGGACCACCACCACCACCACCAGCAGCAGAGGAAGAGGAAGAAGGACCACCACCACCACCACCAGCAGCAGAGGAAGAGGAAGAAGGACCACCACCACCACCACCAGCAGAGGAAGAGGAAGGACCACCACCACCACCACCAUCAGGAAGGUAGGGCAAUAAAAAUAAAAUAAAAUAAUAAUAAUAAUAGAUUAAUAAUAAUAAUUCAAUAGUUUCAGCAGGGGAAGAAGACCACCAGCAGCAGCAGAGGAAGAGGAAGAAGGACCACCACCACCACCACCACCAGCAGCAGCAGCAGCAGCAGCAGAGGAAGAGGAAGGACCACCACCACCACCAGCAGCAAAGGAAGAAGGACCACCACCACCAUCAGGAAGUUUCAGCAGGGGAAGAAAACCACCAGCAGCAGCAGAGGAAGAGAGACCACCACCACCACCAGCAGCAGAGGAAGAAGAAGGACCACCACCACCACCACCAUCAGGAAGUUUCAGCAGGGGAAAAAGACCAGCAGCAGCAGCAGCAGCAGAGGAAGAAGGACCACCACCACCAGCAGCAGAAGGAUUACCAUCACCACCAGCAGCAGCAGAUGAAUAAGAAGGACCACACCAUUACCACCACCACCACCAGCAGAGUAAGAAGGAUCACCAUCACUACCAGAGCAGCAGCAGAGGAAGAAGAAGAAGGACCAACACUACAACCAGCAGCAGAGGAAGAAGGACCACCAGCAGCAGAGGAAGAAGAAGAUGCAUCACCACCAGAAGCAGCAACAGCACCACCGAACUGACCUAGACAACUUCAAGCACCACCAAACUGGCUGACUCAGACAGGUUAAGGAUAGGAUAGGAUAGGAUAGAACAGGUAGGAUUAGGAUAGGAUAUUAUGGUUAGUUAGUUAGAUGGUACAUGUAGUUGUCAGGGUCAGGAGGAAGAAGCACCAGAAGAAGAAGCAUCACCAUCAUCAGAGGAAGAAGAAGCACCACCAGCAAAAAGAAGAAGUAGCACCACGAGCAGCAACAGAAGGACCACCACCAGCAGCAGCAGAAGAAGAAGAAGAAGGACCACCACCACCACCAGCAGCAGCAGCAGCAGCAGAGGAAGAAGAAGAAGGACCAUCACCACCACCACCAGCAGCAGCAGCAGCAGAGGAAGAAGAAGAAGGACCAUCACCACCAGCAGCAGCAGCAGAGAAAGAAGAAGAAGGGCCAUCACCACCACCAGCAGCAGCAGAGGAAGAAGAAGAAGGGACAUCACCACCACCAGCAGCAGCAGCAGCAGAGGAAGAAGAAGGACCACCACCACCAUUACCACCAGCAGCAGCAGAGGAAGAAGAAGAAGGGCCAUCACCACCACCAGCAGCAGCAGCAGCAGAGGAAGAAGAAGGACCACCACCACCACUACCACCAGCAGAGGAAGAAGGACCACCAGCAGCAGCAGCAGCAGAGGAAGAAGAAGAAGGACCAUCACCACCACCAGCAGCAGCAGAGGAAAAAGAAGAAGGACCAUCACCACCACCAGCAGCAGCAGAGGAAGAAGAAGAAGGACCAUCACCACCACCAGCAGCAGCAGAGGAAGAAGAAGGGCCAUCACCACCACCAGCAGCAGCAGCAGCAGAAGAAGAAGAAGGACCACCACCACCACUACCACCAGCAGAGGAAGAAGAAGAAGGACCACCAGCAGCAGCAGCAGCAGAGGAAGAAGAAGAAGGACCACCACCACCAGCAGCAGCAGAGGAAGAAGAAGAAGAAGGACCAUCACCACCACCAGCAGCAGCAGAGGAAGAAGAAGAAGGACCAUCACUACCACCAGCAGCAGCAGAGGAAGAAGAAGAAGGACCACCAGCAGCAGCAGCAGAGCAAGAAGAAGGACCAUCAGCAGCAGCAGCAGCAGAGGAAGAAGAAGGAUCACCAGCAGUAGCAGCAGCAGCAGAGGAAGAAGGAUCACCAGUAGCAGCAGAGGAAGAAGAAGAAAGACCAUCACCACCACCACCAGCAGCAGAGGAAGAAGUAGAUGGACCAUCACCAGCAGCAGCAGCAGCAGCAGCAGAGGAAGAAGAAGGAUCACCACCAGCAGCAGCAGCAGAGGAAGAAGGACUAUCACAACCACCAUCAGAAGCAGCAGAGGAAGAAGAAGAAGGACCACCACCAGCAGCAGCAGAGCAAGAAGAAGGACCACCACCACCAGCAGAGGAAGAAGAAGAUGGAUCACCACCAGCAGCAGCAGAGGAAGAAGAAGGAACAUCACCACCAAAAGCAGCAGCAGAGGAAGAAGUAGAUGGAUCACCAUCACCAACAGUAGCAGAAGGAUCACCAUCACCACCAGCAGCAGCAGAGGAAGAAGAAGGACCACCACCACCACCACCAGCAGUAGCAGAGGAAGAAGAAGAAGCAGCACCAGCAGCAGCAGCAGCAGAGGAAGAAGGAGGAGGACUAUCACCACCAUCAGCAGCAGCAGAGGAAGAAGAAGGACCACCAGCAGCAGAGCAAGAAGGACCACCACCACCAGCAGCAGCAGCAGAGGAAGAAGUAGAUGGAUCACUACCACCACCACCACCACCACCACCACCGGCAGAGGAAGAAGAAGAAGGAUCACCAUCACCACCAGCAGCAGAAGCAUCACCAUCACCACCAGCAUCAGCAGAGGAAGAAGAAGGACCACCACCACCACCACCAUCACCACCACCAGAGAAAGAAGAAGGACCACCAUCACUAACAGCAGCAGAAGGAUCACCACCAGCAGAGGAAAAAGGAUCACCAUCACUACCAGAAGCAGCAGAGGAAGAAGAAGGACCACCAGCAGCAGCAGAGGAGAAAAGACCACCACCACUAGCAGGGGAAGAAGAAGGACCAGCAGCAGCAACAGCAGCAGCAGCAGCAGGAGAAGGACCACAAACAGAAGGAAGAAGCAGCAGCAGCAGCACCACCGAACUGAUCCUGACAACUUCAAGAACCACCAAACUGACUGAUUCAAGCAGGUUAAGGAUUGGAUAGGAUAGGAUAGAAUAGGAUAGUAUAGGAUAUAGUUGUCAGGGUCAGGAGGAGGAGAAAGAACAACCAGUACCACAACCACCAGAAGAAGAAGAAGAAGAAGCAUCACCAUCAUCAGAGGAAGAAGCACCACCACUUGCAAAGAGAAGAAGCAAGAAGAAGCAGCACCACCAGCAGCAGCAGAAGAAGGACCACCACCACCAGCAGCAGAAGAAGAAGUAGGACCAUCACCACCACCAGCAGCAGCAGAGGAAGAAGAAGGACCAUCACCACCACCAGCAGCAGCA